AUGAAUGUCGGAUUCACUGUAUUUACAGGUGAUGAUAUGUCGGCUAAACAUAAACCAACAACAUUUGCAUUACCUGUUCGUAUGCCGCGUCUUAAAUGCUCUUGUCGUGAAGCAAAUGAAAUCACACAUAUAUGUGCUGGAUGCUACGAGCUUUUUUGUCUUAAAUGCUACAAGGAACAUCGGCAGCAAGUACUAGCAACACUUGACUACAAUGCUGAUGUAAAUGACACUGUUUUUCAAGCUAUCUAUGCUACAAGUAAUCAACACGAUAUAGUUCUUCGUUUUAAUCCUAUAGAACUACGCCAGCAUAUCUACGCCUUCCGUGAUAACAUGACAUCAGCAGCGAAUGACUCAACUCGACAAGCUUUACGAUCCCUACGAAAGCUGAUGGAUGAACGCAACGACAAAUUGAUCGAAUGUAUAGGGCCAAUCAAAGAUGUACGUACACAAAAAGAAGCAAAAAGCUAUGUGGAACAAAAUUGGCAACGUAUCAUAGCUGAGCUUCGAGCAGAAAACGAUCGAAUAGAACACGCAUCAAAUACAUCGGUGCGCGUCAGUAUCCACUGUGCACCCGCUACUUCGUGGGAUCGUUUGAUUGAAUUAGAAAGGGUUAAACUGAACGUGCCUGAAGGAACUUUCUUUGGAAUCGGAAAUCCUUUACUGGACUUAAGUAUAAAAGUUGAUGAGAGAUUUUUGAAAAAGCACAAUUUGAAAGAGGGACAAAUAUUAUUGGCUGGACCCGAACACAAACAAUUGUAA
Messenger RNA from Rotaria sp. Silwood1, 759 nucleotides. The record is from the annotation of a GenBank genome assembly. Lineage: Eukaryota; Metazoa; Rotifera; Eurotatoria; Philodinida; Philodinidae.